GUCAUUGCCACGUCAUUACUGUCAGUCACACAGAAAUAAAAGAAAAAUGGAUGCCGUUUACACGCAUCAUUUGGAACUGAAAAUUACGUAAUUUAUCGACCUGCUGGCUUGUAUUUGUUAUAAAUCAUAAAAAACCUGUGACGCCAGUGAAACUACGUAGUUUUCUUUCGUGAUGAUUUGAUGAUACCUCAAUGGAAUUGAGCCAAGUUUUCGCCGUAUUGGGUGCUAGAUGCCCCUUGGAGUUAAGCCCCAGUGCUACUAUACUACCUUACCAGUUAUGUGUGGGUGUUGUAGUCCUAAGACACGGAGGUACAAAGGGCCUUCACAAGCUCACGCCACGCCUUCCUAUCUUCAGCAACCCUCGUGACCUCGCUCCACCAGCUCAAACCUGCCACUCGCAGCUCAUUUUUCGACGGACCGCUUCCAUGAGUAGACAAGGCACCGACGAUCACGGCUUGCAUCACCUGUACUGCUAUGUAAUAUGUUUCAAUGAAAGAGUCAAAAUUCUCUCCACAUACAAACACUUCCAACGCCUACACUGACUACACCAAAUAUGAUCAUCACUCAACGUGUCUCACAUCAAGAUACUUUUUAAAAGUCAUCAAGAAGGAACAUAAUAUCUUUUCCCAUGGUUUCCUGAAUAAUCCUAACUAAAAGUUACUUCUCUAUUCUAUUUUUCCUGCAUGGAGUGGCGUUUUUCCAUCUAAUGGAAACGAAAUGAACAUAUAUGCUCUGCGUUUUUUUUUGUUUUUGUGCACCUUUUCAAUAUUACUAAUAAAGCAUUUUGUGGGUGUUUCAUUUACCACCUUCCUUCAUAAUUUUGCUAGUGUGUGAUUCACCAUAUCCCUAAUUAUUAAAUGCAAUAGCUACUGCAAUCUGUUCACUGAUGGGAAUCAUUUCAUGUUAACACAGCUCUGAAUACUAUCUUAUAUAAUG
Molecule: messenger RNA, 936 nt
Organism: Leguminivora glycinivorella
Lineage: Eukaryota; Metazoa; Arthropoda; Insecta; Lepidoptera; Tortricidae
Exons: 4
Coding region: 192-542 (116 amino acids)
Source: RefSeq, a predicted model, not a curated record